CCCCCGUCCGGCACUCGUCUUAUUCCAUCUUCUGGGUGGCAACGGCCCCCGUCCGGACUUGGAAACGGCAGGACUGUUCCUUGUAGCUUUGUGAACCUCGGCGUCCUGCCCGGGCGUCCCACGCGCCCCGAAGUUACUACUGGUUCUUCGCCAGCGGUUGCAGUGUGCAAGCGCUCAACAUGAGACUCUGGUUGAGCGUCAUCCUCUUCGCCUCGCUGGCGGUCCACCUCUCCGCUAGACCACCAAGAAGGAUAACCCGGCAGUCACGUGGCCGUGGCGGUGGCGGCAGCAGCUACGCGCGGCCUGACGCUGGCGGUGCCGGCGGCGGAGUCGGUGACGUCGACUACGGCGGUCCGGCACCCGGAGUUACCUUUGACGACGACGUCGGACCCGACGUAGACCUACCCGCGCCGGGACCCGGUCCAGGGCCUGGUUAUGCACCCGGUCCCGGACCUGCACCAGGACCUGCACCGAGACCAAGACCGGGACCAGGGCCCGCUCCGGGACCAGGCCCCGCUCCGGGACCAGGCCCUGCUCCAGGUCCAGCUCCUGGACCCGCACCGGGGCCAGCACCCGGAGGUCCUGGUGCCCCAGCACCUGGUGGCGGCUAUGGCGGUGGCGGAGUAGGAGGCGGAGCAGGAGGCGGGGGAGGCGGAGCAGGAGGCGAGGGAGGCGGCCACGAUGACGGCCAGUACCACGGCCAUGACGACCACGGCCAGUGGCGCCUGGAGGACGCCAUUCCCGGCACUCCGGAGACUGACUAUCCGACCUACACCACAAUCCCGCAGACCAGCUUCGACUGCAGCGCGCAGGAGUUUCCGGCCGGGUACUACGCCGACGUCGAAGCGCGGUGCCAGGUGUUCCACAUCUGCCAGUCGGACGGCCGCUCCGACGCCUUCCUUUGCCCCGUGGGAACUAUCUUCAACCAGCGCUAUUUCGUGUGCGACUGGUGGCAGAACGUCAACUGUGACGAAGCGCCCAAUUAUUACAAUCUCAACGGCGACCUCUACAAGCCCGGACCCUCGUGGAGCCCCGACGGCGGCCACGGAUAUGUGCCCCCAGCUCCUGGACCAGCGCCAGGACCUGCUCCAGGUCCUGCCCCGGCUCCGUAUCCCGGCCCUGCUCCCGCUCCUGCCCCAGGUCCAGCUCCAGGGCCGUAUCCAGGCCCUGCUCCCGGUCCAGCGCCAGCACCGUAUCCUGGCCCUACGCCAGGUCCCGCCCCAGCACCGUAUCCUGGCCCUACACCAGGUCCCGCCCCAGCACCGUAUCCGGGCCCUACUCCAGGACCGGCCCCAGGCCCUGCCCCAGCACCGUAUCCUAGUCCGGCUCCCGGCCCUGCCCCACGUCCUUCACCAGCUCCAGCUCCCAGACCAGGUCCGGCACCCGAUUACGGAAGGCCCGAGACGCCUCAACCCGAACCUCCGUCAGACUACGAUCAGGAUGACUACGAUCAACCACCCGCUAGAGGCUACGGUGGAGGAGGCCGAAGGCCGCGAGCCAACUUGGCGCAACCCAGCGACUGGAACGCCGUUUACUACUACGACCAACCUGAGCAGGCAGACCAGGGCCGUUCAGAUGAAAGCGGACAGCACAGCGUGGAAGGAGAGUACCAGGCGUAGGAAGGAGGGAAUUCCGGGUUGUACAGAACAUCUUCAGUUUAGGUUCGAGAGAGUGGGCUGCCUUCUUGAAGGGGCUUGGUCGCAGCUCGCUCGCCUCACGGGUAGUGGCGCUUGAGCAGGAACGGAAUGGCGAACCGGAGUAUUAUAAGACUGAAAACACGUAGCAAAACGCAGCGCCUAAAAUUCGUCUGGGUAUAGUCAACCUGACAUCGUAAGAAAAACUAGAAAAAAAAAAGGUUUGGGGGCAUUGCUGCUAGUACGCGCUUUUUUUUUAAUGUCUCUUGCGUUUUAAGGUAGAGUCUGUAAAUGAGCGCCCGUGAGUUGGUGAACAGGUCUAUACGACCCUUCAGCAGAAGUUUGUGAAGUGACAUCAAUACCAUGCUUCGGGCGGUGCAGUCACGAGUCUAGCGCGUUUCAAAUCAUGUCGGCUGCACGUGGAGACAGGUACAGGUACUUAAGUUGAUAGGCACAGAAUACGUGCCUGACGAUGGGGAACUUGGAACAUAUUGAAGUUGGUAUUUUGCUUACGGCGUCUUUCGAGUCCAUUCUCGUCGAGUAGGACCGGGCUGACCCGUAAUCGCCACGCUUCUCAUCUCUACGUAGUCACGCGGUUAGCAUAAGCAACUGGUCGUUGACUGGUCGGGCCUUUGUGGUACUCCGCUUUGUUAGAAU
Messenger RNA from Rhipicephalus sanguineus (brown dog tick), 2291 nucleotides. Its product is annotated as basic proline-rich protein-like. The record is from RefSeq and is a predicted model, not a curated record. Gene Ontology annotation, molecular function: chitin binding. The transcript has 6 exons. Gene Ontology annotation, cellular component: extracellular region. The coding region runs from base 180 to 1619 and encodes 479 amino acids. Lineage: Eukaryota; Metazoa; Arthropoda; Arachnida; Ixodida; Ixodidae.